AUUAAUUAAUUAAUCAUGGCAUAUCAUUGGUGUUUUGAUAUUGAAAUGAGUAAUUCUGUGACAAGUAUCUUAGUUUUCAACCUUUAUUCCUCCUUGUUAAUGUUGCAAAUCUUUGAAAUAUGUCUAUUUUGAUAACGUAGCGAUAAAGUAAUCCGCAAUGAUUAUGUUGAUCCGGUGACAUCUAUUACAUGACGAGAUAACUGUAUGCAUUGUGAUAUUUUUGAUUUGAUAUUUAAUGGGUUGUGCUGUAUCAGGGUUCCAGCGCACAAUGUCUUUAUUCGGUAGACAUUCUAAUAAUUCUCAGGAUAUUCGAGCGAAGCUGGAAAGAAAACUAUACCUGGCUAGAGAAUCGCCAGAACCAGAUUUCGAUUUAUCUGACUGUCAGAUACGCCGCUUGCCUACUGGUAUAUUUUCGAUAUGCAAAGUAUUCAGAAAAGACUAUUUAUAUCUUCAUAACAACAACUUGCAAUCCCUUGAAGAUGGAGGACAGUUGUCAGAUCUCCAAUUGAUUAAAGUUUUGAACUUAAGUAAUAAUCACUUCACAUGUUUACCUAACGAUAUAAAAUAUCUGGUGAGUUUGACAGAACUAUACCUUCAGAACAACUAUCUCGAAUCUCUACCAGAAGGAAUAAAGUUUUUAGAAUGUUUACAAGUUUUAGAUGUUUCAAAUAAUAAAUUGAGAAGUUUAAUUUCAGUGUUGGGUAAUUUGAAAUGUCUCAGAGCAUUAAAAAUUUUUGAUAAUAAGAGCUUAAAUAAGCUGUGUCCAGAACUAUGUUUUGCAACAAAUUUAGCUUCAAUUGAACUGGAUGGAGAAAAUUUUAUCUAUCCACCAGCAGAAAUAACCACAAAAGGAACAACAGAAAUUAUGAAAUACUUGUGCCUAGAAAUGAAUGUUGACUAUACCACACCGCUUCAUGUUAAUUCCAAUAUUUCACCAACUCAAACUCCAAGUACCAAUUAUAAUGUUUUUGAGAAACAAGUAAACAUUACAUGGGAAGAACAAGAAGCUAAAAUGAUUGAACAGGAAAAUAAAAUACAUAAAGCUAAUCAGAUGCAGAGAGAAAAGUUUUUGUCAGAGUUUUUAAAAGAACAGCAAGAUUUAGACAGUGAAAUAGCUAAAGUACAAGAAAACAGAGAUAUUGAAAGACAGAAACUAAUGAAAUCAAUACAGAAAGAAGAAGAAGACAUAGAGUGCUUGGUUAAAAACUUUAUUCAGGUUGAUAGGCUUAAACCGGAAGUGGUUCAACAGCAACUUGCUUAUGAACAAGCUGAGCAUAAUCGCUUACUAGAAAUCACUAGACAAAAUUAUGAUAAUGUGCGAAGAGCUGAUAUUUUAAUUGCAAUGGAAAAACUUAUAGAAAAUGAUUAUCAUAUUCAAUACCACAAAAAAAAUUACAUCGAUGAUCUAAAUAAUAUUAAGCAAAACUUAUUAUCUCAAGAGUCAGAGGGAACAAAAAAACUAGUUCAACUAUUAAAUGCUAAAGAUGAAUCUCGGACAGUAUUAAUUCAACAGGUUUUAGAAGAUCAAGAUAUUCAAAAAGCUAUGGUUUCAUCCCUACUCGAUAGAGUUGAUGCAAAAAGUUGGAGUCUGAACCAGGAAAUAUCACUGAUUUCAACACACUUAGCCAGACUUAGUGUUAUUGAACAAGAAAAAAAGAAAAUGCAAAUAGCGUUUAAUUAUAAUGAGCUUCUUAUGCAGAGGUUAAAGUUGGUGGACUUUCUAGAUGACCUUUUGGAACAGAGAAAUAAACACAGGAAACAAUUAAUUAACACUUUGAAGGAAGCAGAAAGUGAAAACAAUGUCUCUAAUGAUUUUUGGUUAAAGAGUUAUCAAAAACUCCUAGAUUCCGCCCCUAAAUCUUUAUUUAAUCUUGGAAAGCUAGAUCCUAUUUUUGCUAAUUAUCUCUUGCAGGAAGGAGUUAUUCAUUGUUUGCCCUUCUUGGCAAAGUCUCUUUUAUGUGGUGAAUCUUUAUUGAACAUAACUCAUGAGAGUUUGAAGGAAAGGGGAGUUUCUUUGAAUUCAGACAGAGAAAGUAUUUUAAGAGCUUUAAAAUUAUAUGUGGAAGAGAAAAGCCAAAAUAAUGUAUCUAAUAUUGCACCAGUAAGCUCUAGUGCCCCUCCUUCAGAACAUGUACAGAAUUGUUCAGGUAUAUUGGAUGAUAAAGAAUGCUCAGAUGUAGAGGGUGAAUGUGUUAUAUGCAUGGAUGCAAAGUCUGAAGUUGUUUUUGUGCCAUGUGGUCACAUGUGUUGCUGCCAAUCUUGCGCACAAAAUGAAAUAGAAGGUUGUCCUAUGUGUCGGACAUUGAUAGAAAGAACAAUUAGAGUCAUUUUGUCAUAGUUAUAUUAAUAAAUUAAGAUAUUACAUACACCAUUUUAUUUAUCAAAAUUAAAAUAGAGUAAUUUAUAUUUCCUAAUUAAGAUUUGCACCUAUGGUGUAUGACUGGUAAUUUAAUAAUUUAAAAUACACAAUUGAAUUGUUAUUAUUUCAUAAGUAAUCGAUAUGUAACUACAGGA
Messenger RNA from Nymphalis io (European peacock), 2514 nucleotides. RefSeq names its product E3 ubiquitin-protein ligase LRSAM1-like. Lineage: Eukaryota; Metazoa; Arthropoda; Insecta; Lepidoptera; Nymphalidae. The transcript is spliced from 2 exons. Gene Ontology annotation, molecular function: protein binding. The record is from RefSeq and is a predicted model, not a curated record. The coding region runs from base 236 to 2338 and encodes 700 amino acids.